AAAAUGCAACGGCAUCCAUAGGAUAGAAGACUUAAACGAAAAGAAAAUAAUGUGUUGGUAAGUGUAAGUGGAAGGUUCUGCGAAACCAGGCUCCGUCCUUCAAAUAUUAAAUAUAAUUGCGGUGUUGAAAAUUGAAACGCAUUUCCAAAGCCAUGGACGCCUUCAAUUCCUUCUUCGAUUCAAGAAACCGAUGGAAUUACGACACUCUCAAGAACUUCCGUCAGAUUUCCCCCCUCGUUCAGAAUCACCUCAAGCAGGUUUAUUUCACUCUGUCUUUCGCUGUGCUUGCUGCGGCUGUCGGGGCCUACCUUCAUGUCCUUUUCAACAUUGGGGGUUUUCUUACGACGGUGGCGUGUGUGGGAACCAGUCUUUGGUUACUCUCCACGCCUCCUUUUGAAGAGAGGAAGAGGGUGACUUUGUUGAUGCUCUCUUCACUCUUUCAGGGUGCCUCUAUUGGACCCUUGAUUGAUUUGGCUGUUAAAAUCGAUCCAAGCCUUAUCUUUAGUACAUUUGUGGGAACGUCCUUGGCCUUCGCAUGUUUCUCAGGAGCAGCUUUGGUUGCAAGGCGUAGGGAGUACUUGUACCUUGGUGGCUUGGUUUCUUCGGGGUUGUCUAUCAUCACCACUUUUAGGCAUGUGAUUUUUGGCAUUUCUUGUGGGGAGUGGGAGUUUGGAGAUUGGGCUGAAUUUUGA
Molecule: messenger RNA, 692 nt
Organism: Cajanus cajan (pigeon pea)
Lineage: Eukaryota; Viridiplantae; Streptophyta; Magnoliopsida; Fabales; Fabaceae
Source: RefSeq, a predicted model, not a curated record